AGUUCUGCACAAAUCACUUGCUUGGUAUGUCGUCCCUUCAGAAGAGAACUGGAUGCAACAAUUCCAGCCUUGCUGUUGCACAAGUCUGUGAUUAAGUGGAUUGUCAAGUUGGCUUAAAAAAAGCCCAUAGCAACCCAACAGAAGAUGUUCCACGUUGUUCAGUAUCGACAUUUAAGACUAAUAACCCAAAACAGUCUUUCUAGCAUGUCUUUAAAAUUCAUGCUUUCAAGACCUGUUGCAUUUGCACAGAUAUGGAAGUCAUGGUUCUCAAGCCAUUCUCUCAUUGGAAACAAAAAUAUUAUCCUGAUGGGACCUCCGGGUGCUGGGAAAACAACAGUUGGGAGGAUAGUAGGUCAGAAACUAGAUUGCCCUGUCAUAGACAUAGAUGACGAUGUCCUUGAAACAACCUGGAAUAUGAGUGUGUCAGAAAAACUGCAGGAUGUUGGUAAUGAGCAAUUUUUAGAGGAGGAAGGAAAAGCCCUGUUGAAGUUUUCAGCAUCUGGAAGUGUCAUUUCCCUUACUGGGUCCAAUCCAAUGCAUUCUGCUGGCAUGCAGCAUAUGAAGGAAAAUGGAAUAGUUGUGUAUCUGGAUGUUCCCACAACGGUCAUUAUGAGCAGGCUGAAAUCAAUGAAAGUGGAUCGCAUCGUGGGCCAGUCUCCUGGUAUUUCUCUCAAGGACAUACUUCAGUUUAGGAAGCAGUUCUACAAAAGGUGGUACGACAUCCGUGUUCUUUGUGGAGGGGAUAUUGCAGCAGAGGUUGUAGCAGAAAAGGUACUUAAUGCUGUGAAGAGAUACCAAAACUCGGAACUGGAAACUUUCAUUUCAACUAGGACUAGUAGGUCUGGAAGGAGUAUGGAAAAAGACUCCAGUAAAUAUUUCAGUGAUGUUGUUACUGAGGGCUUAGCCCCUGAUGGAGGACUCUUUGUUCCUGAGAGAGGACUUCCAAAGUUCACUGCUGGAGAAUGGCAAAGCCUAAUAGAAGCAACUUACAUUGAAAGAGCCCAGGUGAUACUAGAAAGAUGCAUACAUCCUGCUGAUAUUCCUGCUUCUAAGCUGGCAGAAAUUAUUGGAACUGCUUAUGGAGAAAACUUUACUUGUUCCAAAAUCGCCCCAGUUAGGCAUCUGGCAGGCAAUCAGUUCCUCCUUGAGUUAUUUCAUGGACCAACAGCAUCAUUUAAAGAUUUUGCAUUACAGAUGGUGCCACAUAUAUUUGCAUACUGCAUUCCCAGAAGCUGCAAUUACUUGGUUCUGGUAGCUACUUCUGGUGACACAGGGAGUGCUGUCUUAGAUGGCUUUAGUCGUCUCCAUGACACUGACAAACAGAGAAUUGCUGUGAUUAAUUUUUUUCCUGAGGAUGGAGUAAGCCCAAUUCAAAAGUCACAGAUGAUUGGCUGUCAGAAAGAAAAUGCCUGGUCUGUAGGUGUCAAAUCUGAUUUUGAUUUUUGCCAGACAGCUAUAAAGCAAAUCUUUACUAAUUCUGAUUAUACUGGCUUUCUUACAGUAGAAUAUGGAACAGCUUUAGCUGCAGCAAACUCCAUAAACUGGGCACGACUCCUUCCUCAGAUAGUUUAUCAUGCCUCUGCAUACCUUGAUCUUGUUCAUCAAGAUAUUAUUCCUUUUGGAAGCCCUGUAGAUGUUUGCAUUCCUACAGGAAACUUUGGCAACAUAUUAGCUGCUUUGUAUGCUAAAAUGAUGGGAAUUCCUAUUAGAAAAUGUAUUUGUGCUUCCAAUGAAAACAAUGUUUUGACCGACUUCAUAAGAACAGGUGUUUAUGACUUGAGGGGAAGAAAAUUAAUUCCCACUUUCUCACCAGCAGUAGAUAUUUUGAAGUCCUCCAAUCUUGAGCGAUACUUGCACCUGAUUGCUAAUGAGGAUGGACAACUGGUGACACAAUUAUAUAACCAGCUGGAAAAUCAGGGCCACUUCCAGCUACGGAAAGAUCUACUUGAAAAGCUUCAGCAGGUUUCUGGAUGGUGUUCUGAGAAGGACUGUCUAGCCGCCAUUCACUCUGUAUACAGUACUACAGGGUAUAUUUUGGAUACACACACAGCUGUUGCUAAAGUAGUUGCUGAUCGAUUACAAGAUAGAACUUGCCCAAUUAUUAUUUCAUCUACAGCUCAUUAUUCUAAGUUUGCACCUGCAAUCUUGAGGGCCUUGAGGAUUGCAGAAAUAAACCAGAAUCCGUUAAGUCAGCUUCACUUGCUGAGUUCUUACAGCCCUCUGCCUCCAGUCCACUGGAGCCUAUUAGAGACCCUGAAAAAAGGGAAUGAGGAUCACCAGGUCUGUGCUGCUGAUAUGAGUAUGCUGAUGUCCCAUAUAGAAACCUUAAUUCAAAAUCAUUUUAUGAAAGUUUUCUGAGCAACUGAUGAGACGUCUGUUGUGUUUUUUGUGAUACCUUCUUAACAAGCUGCAUGUUUUAAUAAAGUUGUGA
Molecule: messenger RNA, 2431 nt
Organism: Antrostomus carolinensis (chuck-will's-widow)
Lineage: Eukaryota; Metazoa; Chordata; Aves; Caprimulgiformes; Caprimulgidae
Gene: THNSL1
Product: threonine synthase like 1
Exons: 2
Coding region: 145-2358 (737 amino acids)
Biological process (GO): amino acid metabolic process
Cellular component (GO): cytoplasm
Molecular function (GO): pyridoxal phosphate binding
Source: RefSeq, a predicted model, not a curated record